Parathielavia appendiculata is the source of this 385-nucleotide messenger RNA. RefSeq lists its product as uncharacterized. The transcript has 2 exons. The record is from RefSeq and is a predicted model, not a curated record. Bases 99 to 344 code for a protein of 81 amino acids. Lineage: Eukaryota; Fungi; Ascomycota; Sordariomycetes; Sordariales; Chaetomiaceae.
AGGGAACGCAGGUCAUUGGCCGUUUGAACCGCUUCCAGUAGCUCUAUCGAAGGCAAUGUUGAAGUCGUCGAUGGCAAUCGCCGCCUUGGCUUUGUUGAAUGGGACACACGCCCCGGGAUGAGAUGAGGGUGAACUGCAUGGUGCGGCGCACGACCGUCAAAGUUGGCAUCGUCAAACAUGUUCUGGUCCAGGCAACGAUCGAGGUUGUAGGUGUUGCGACGGGGCCUGGCGUGGUAUGGGUGUUCAAGGGUAGCCGUAGCCGUGGGCGUAUUCGUGAAGUCACAUUGACUUUUGGCUGGACUCCUCAGAUAGACGGCGGUGGUCAGCGUUAUAAACCAGCGUAAGAACGUAAGCUCUCCGCCCUGAGGGGCGGUUUGAGGCUCAG